UAAAGUGUGACUGGCAUGAAAUCCAAAGAAGGCAAAGAUGACGAUUCCCACAGGGAGAAGGGAAGGAAAUAAGAUCAUCUGUUUGCCUGGUCAACUUUUGACACUGAUAACACUUUUGCAACAGUGCUCAAAUUCUUCAUAACUGGAGAAAUCUGCAACUUUAAAUUAUUUUCAAAGUUAAAGCAUGGACUUCAGACUCAUAUCACUAAUCCUACUUAUACACAUUUCAGGCUGUCUAUCAUUGGACCUUCUCUCUGUGACCUGUGAAGAUGUUUGUGCUCUGAGGGAAAACACUGUGCAGCUGAGAUGUUCUUAUUCUGAAAUCAGCAUCAAAACUGUGUUCUGGUUCAGCCGGAAACAGAGUUCAAACUGGAGAAAGAAAGAUGAACCUGAAGAUUUGACUUUAGACUCGGACUACUCAGGACGGGUGAAGCAGAGGGUCACAAACCACCAUUCAACACUCACAAUUUCAGACCUGAGAGAGAGAGACUCUGGAGAAUAUCAACUCAUGAUCAUCAUGAAGGAUGGAGUUAAAUGUCUCGGCUCAGUCGCUGUCAAUCUAACAGUCACAGACUUGCAGGUAAGGAUGAUUCCUGCAACUACAGACCCGAGAGAUCAGAGAGUAAAACUGACCUGUGGUUCUUCCUGUGAUUUGCCAUCCAGACCACAGAAUUAUUUCUGGAAACAAAAUGGACAAUAUUAUUUGCAAUAUUCAGGAGAUAAUAUAUACAGAAGCAUUAUUGUACCCAAUGAAGCUGGCAGUUACUCCUGUUCUCUUACUCCAGACCAUAAGAUUUCCUCCUCUCCUGUGUGUAUUUCUAAGAGUGGCUGCUGGGAUGUGACUUACUCCUCUAGAAGAGUCUGUGCUUUGAUGGGAUCAACAGUAGACAUUUCCUGCACAUACUCACAUCCCUCUGGUUAUACUGUAAAUAAAACAUUCUGGCAUUACGGUCGGCCCGGUGACUUCAAGGAUCUGCGUGAGAAGCAUCAGUUUGCUGGUCGUGUGGAGUAUGUGGGGAACACACUGAGAAUCAAAGAGCUCAAGAUCAGCGACUCUGGAGAAUAUCGAUUCAGGAUCAUCUCUGACAGAACAGGAGGAAAAUACUCUGGAACACCUGGAGUCAUUCUUACUGUUACAGAUACGAUGGUGACAAGCAGCCCAAACAUUAUAUCAGAGGGACAGGAAGUGAUAUUAAGCUGUUCAACUAAAUGCACUCUGAACAACAAACACACUUACAUCUGGUACAAGAACAGACGGCAGGUAACGGAUGGAUUCACUAAAGACAACAAGCUGUACCUGGACUCAGUCAGUGAUGAAGAGCUUCAAGAGUAUUCCUGUGCUGUAGGAGAAAUCCAGAUCACCCCAAAUCAAGCGGAGAGCACAGCUUUACGGAACACCGUAAUCACACUGUCCGUGAUUCUGGUUCUUGCACUCAUAGGAGUCCUGUGGUAUAGGAGGAGAAGGAAUAAUCCAUCUCAGCAGCAUGAGGAGAGAAAUUAUGAUGUACAGUCAGGUUCUGUUACACUGUAUGAUAAUGCUGAAGCCUUAUCUACAGUCUGCAAACAGGACGUAAAGGAUCAGGACGUUCAUUAUUCAACUGUUAAUUUCAAGCAGUCUCACAUAAAGGACUCAUCUUUGGCACCUACUGCUGUGCAUUCAACCUCAGAUGAUGUUCAUUAUGCCUCUGUGAAGUUCAGCUAACACUCAGUUUAGACCCGCCAUAAAAAAAAAAAAAAACUACUGACCAAUUCAACUGUUGUUGUCUGCUGCCAUAUUGUCAAAUGUCUAUUGAUGUCAUUUGUGUAGUGUAAAACAUAAUUUUACUGAAAUUAAACAAAUAUGGAACAUUUUGUAAAGUGACUGAAUAGGUGUACAUAGGUGUGUUUCUCCUGAAUUAAAAUAAAUAUAUGCUGUUCUUCAACCUUGUUCAUCAAAACAUUCUUGAAAAUAGUAACUAUUAUGGUUUUGGCUCUAUUUUUCUUCAAAUAAAUGCUUGGUGCACAUAAUCUUUUCAAAAACAUGGUACUUUUUGAAUGGUAGUGUAUAUUCAUUAUGACACAUAAAUCUACAAGUUGUUGUCAUGAUCACCAGUUGAAGUGCUCUGGUUAGCCACCAGAGGUCACUCCACCCCGGACCAUGGUUACAUUUAUAGAACUUCAUUUCCCAUGAUCCCUUGGUCCUGGACUCCUCUUCUCUGUUCAUUGCACACAGCUGUUUUGAUUUACGUUAUUAGUUUCUGCCUAUUUAUACCUGGUUUGUUGCUGUUUGUUUUUUUGAGGUUUUGGUUAAUGUUACCUGCACGUCUAAGCACUUGCUCUGGUUUGUUUUCUUGUUUCUUGUGGGCUGUUUUUUUCAUGGAUUUCGACCCUUUUCCUAGCUUUGUACUACUCUGGUUAUUCCUAAAUAAAAGCUGCAAUUGGAUCUUA
Messenger RNA from Megalobrama amblycephala (Wuchang bream), 2427 nucleotides. Its product is annotated as sialoadhesin-like. The transcript has 10 exons. The coding region runs from base 185 to 1702 and encodes 505 amino acids. NCBI's taxonomy places the organism in Eukaryota, Metazoa, Chordata, Actinopteri, Cypriniformes, Xenocyprididae. The record is from RefSeq and is a predicted model, not a curated record.